Messenger RNA from Vigna unguiculata (cowpea), 554 nucleotides. RefSeq lists its product as uncharacterized. The record is from RefSeq and is a predicted model, not a curated record. Lineage: Eukaryota; Viridiplantae; Streptophyta; Magnoliopsida; Fabales; Fabaceae.
UCCAUUGGCCCAAUCUAACAUAAUCAGAAUGGAUGCUUCUCUCUUGAAGGCUCCGAAGGGGAAGCCUUCAAAAUCAUAAUGGCGUGCUUAGCCUCCUCCACCUUCACCCUUCCUUCCUGCGCUUCACCACUCAACAAGGGUGUGCACCAACAUCAACUAAAUUUUGCUCUGGAUAGACUUCUAAGCAAAGCAACAAUUCGUACAGAUCAGAAAACUGUUGGAUCUAGCAGUUUGAAUAAACUUACACUAUCCUUGAAAGGACGCUGUCUUCGCUGUUUGAGGUCAUGCACGAGAUUUCUACAUGAAACUAAUUCAUAUAAUUUGGAUGUAGGUUAUUGUACUGAAAUAGUUAUAUCUGGAUAUUGGGUGGGACCUGAUGCUGAUGAUGGGUGGGGACUUGUGGAAGCUGUAAUUAAUCAAAUGAAUUGAUCCAUUUUUUUUACUUCUUUUAGAUAAGGGUUGAUUUUUCUUCAUUUUUAUCAAAUAUGUUAGUGGCUGUUCGGCUCUUGGUAAGCUGAGUACAGGCUCCGUAAACUAACCAAUGAUUUGGGAAA